CGCUCCGCUGUAGCGCCUCGAACCAUGACCUUCUCCUAGGUGUCAGCACUAAUUCUCUAAUUUUCCGGAUGUUGUUUGAGCCGAGGUGAAGGUGAAGGUGAAGGUGCGCAAGACGUGUGAAAGUUGAAGAUGAAUGGCCAAAGUGGAGGAAGCAAGCACCAUUCGCCUUCACCUUUACUCUACGUUAUGCCAUAUUUAAGCCCAUUUCCCCUCCGUUGGCCACCAAACACCUCCACCGAUUGCAAUCACAUCCACCAACGCUUCGCACCAAAAUGGACCGCACCGACACCGUCAACACGCCCACCGCGUUUACGAACGCCCACAACGACCUCGCCUAUACGAUCAUGAAUUGUCCCAUGAUUUGCCCAAAGGCCCUCCGCGAUGCGAAGAACGAGCUCAUUCGCCAGUUGUACCAAGAGCCUCCCGUCGCCACCACGUUCUCUAAGAAAAGUCUUCUCGAUGCGAUGGUUUUUCUACACGACAUGCGCCAUAACGAGAUCUUGACGCCGGAAAUCGCAUGGGAGCUCAUUCUGGCCGAAACGUGGGAGAUCUUCGGCCAGACCGUGCAGCUACUUGCACUGGAAGACGGAACAGUUGUGGGCAGAGACGAACUGUACCUCACGAUUAAGACGUUGACCAUGAGCAGGAUUCCUACCACGCUUGGUCAACACGAUGCGCCGCUUUCCAUGAUGAUUUGGUUCAGCAUUUCUUUGUGUAUUCUGUCGCAGAAGGCAGGAGAAGAAGCAAAGAUGGAAAGACUGGUGAGCGGCCUGGCGAUUGGCGAGCAGGAAAAUAUCAAGAUAGACGACCUCGUUGACGCGCUUAUGAGCUGGGUCUAGUACGCAUUUCUCUGCAUGGCGUACAUCCUUUUCUUUUCUUUUGUUGCUGGGAAGCCACAAGCAAGCGAAGGAUAACGAGGAAGAGUUGGUUCCUACAUGUCUCUAGCGUUCCAUCACUUCUCCAUCUCCUCUACCCCCUUUGCGAAGUCUUCACUGUUCAUAGCAAAGCCCCAGGUUUUCGCUGCAUUGAACUCUAUACACUGCUGCGCGUACGCUGGUG
This is a messenger RNA of Mytilinidion resinicola, 1059 nucleotides long. RefSeq lists its product as uncharacterized. The record is from RefSeq and is a predicted model, not a curated record. The transcript has a single exon. Lineage: Eukaryota; Fungi; Ascomycota; Dothideomycetes; Mytilinidiales; Mytilinidiaceae. Bases 273 to 839 code for a protein of 188 amino acids.